AUGCUCCUUGGCGCAGACGCAAACCCGAAUUCGAGGGAUGUAAACCAAUGGACAGCACUCACUUGGGCUAUCAAUAAAGGACAUGGAUCGGCCGUUAAGGUUCUUCUCGAGAACAAAAUCUAUAUAGACCCGAGGGACGUGGAAGGCCGAACUCCUUUGAUGAUGGCUGCGCGACUUGGCGAGACUGAAAUCCUGAGUCACUUAAUCGAAUCGAAUGCGGGUGUCAACUCGGGGGAUGAGAAGAACUGGACAUCGCUAUCCUGGGCUGUUGCGAACAGACACGAACGAGAAACGCAACGUCUACUCGACAAGGUUGGGGCCAACAUUGACCACAGAGAAGCACAAGGCCGAACUCCCUUUUCACUGGCAGCGGAACGUGGGUUCGUGCAAAUUAUGCAGUUGUUGAUCGAAAAGGAGCUGAUCCACACACUCCUGGUGAUGAAGGCCAUACAGGAUAACCUGGGCCCGGCAAAACUUGUUGGGCCUGUACAACCUUUCUGCCUCCACGCCAUGAUCUGCGCCCUACCGCUUCCCAAUAAGAAAGAUCAAAGUGGUCGUAACUGGCUCUCCUGGGCUGCUGAAUAUAGUGAAGUGGAAGUCACGCAGCAGUUCCUACAAACGAAGUCCAAAGUGGACAAGGUGGACAUAAACAUUCGCGAUGGAUCCGGAGACAAAAGGCCAGCAUGGAUUCAAAUCACGAAGAGGAUUCAAAGUCAGGGCUUCGAACUGGAACUAAUCGAUGACCUUGAAUACAACUGGUUACCUAAUACAAAAGAGUCCAGGUUAUGCCUCUGUGGGACGAAGUCAAUAUGGUCACAGUUACCUUCGGGACUUGGUAUCCAUAAUGUGCUCAAAGAUGACAGCUAUUACUUAAAGCAUACCCAGAAAGAUUUCGGCCAUCGCUUCGUAACGUAUAUCUCUCUAGCUUUCCCUUGUGAGGAGCAAGGAGAGGUGCGCUAUCCUUGGGGCGUUGCUUGGACUAGCAGGAAGACAGCGGAGAGCAUUGCAUGUGGAUUUAUCAGCACGCUUACGAACGGCUCUGUACCCGACUGUCCGUCCAACUUUUUUGGACAGCUCCUUGAGAAUCUCGAACAGCAUUGGAAAAUGAUCUGUUCCGGUGCAAACAAAAAGGUCGAGUCAUUGCGACAUGACCAAGUCAAAAAAAGAGGGAGAAGUCGCGGCUUAAUCGACGAGCUUGCCAAGAACGCAUUGGAGCGCGCAGCUCUCCGACAAUGCCUGCAAUCGCAAAUUGAGGGGCUCAAUGAAGUGCUCCCGACCAAUAGUCCGUUUGGAAUUGAACAGAAGGCCUAG
Messenger RNA from Penicillium diatomitis, 1311 nucleotides. RefSeq names its product ankyrin repeat domain-containing protein. The coding region runs from base 1 to 1311 and encodes 436 amino acids. The transcript is spliced from 5 exons. NCBI's taxonomy places the organism in Eukaryota, Fungi, Ascomycota, Eurotiomycetes, Eurotiales, Aspergillaceae. The record is from RefSeq and is a predicted model, not a curated record. Gene Ontology annotation, molecular function: protein binding.